Molecule: messenger RNA, 2648 nt
Organism: Linum tenue
Lineage: Eukaryota; Viridiplantae; Streptophyta; Magnoliopsida; Malpighiales; Linaceae
Source: the annotation of a GenBank genome assembly
CAACGUAAUUCACCAGAAUCCGUUGAGGAAACAGAACGGGGUUGCUGUCUCAGUUGCUGCAACGUACCUAUGCAUCAAAAUCAUCACAUAAAAAUCAACCCUUUUGCUAGCUAACAUUCAAAGGUCGUAUCUUUUCAUCAGAAGAACCUAACCAUCUUACCAACAACAACAAACAUCAACGUACAGUGGUAUUAACACCCGACGAGAGAAGAAAGCGUUGCCACCUAAUUCAUUCAUUCAUUCACUCUCGCCUAAUCUAUAAGAUGAAAUUAUAUCGAAUCGUCCGAUUGUUCCCAAGUCUCGUCAAGUUCCCCUGGCUGGCAUGUAUCAGCACAGAGAAUCUCAAACCAUGUCGCCGGCCGAGGGUCGAACAAUGAUCAUCGGCUCGGCCGGGUUCAUCGGCUGGUUCCUGGCCGAUGCAUGUCUCCAAUCCGGCCGUCCUACUUACCUUCUAGUCCGCUCCGGCCCAGGAUUCGCCUCUCGUUCGUUGAAGUCCUCCAAGAUCAAGUCCCUCGUGGACAGGGGAGCCACCAUCCUUCACGGUUGUGUGAAGGACGGGGAGCUGAUGGAGAAGCUGAUCCGAGAGAACAAGAUCGAGGUGGUGAUUUCGGCGGUAGGAGGGGACUGCGUCUGGGACCAGAUUCACCUGAUCAAGGCCAUCAAAGCCACAGGAGGCCUUGUCAAGAGGUUUCUGCCGUCGGAGUUUGGGCACGACAUAGACAGAGCAGAGCCCGUGGAGCCGGGGCUGAUGAUGUACAAGGAGAAGAGGAAGGUGAGGAGGUUGAUAGAAGAGAGCGGGGUUCCUUACACUUACAUCUGCUGCAACUCCAUCGCUGCUUGGCCUUACCACGACCACACUCACCCUGCUGAUCUCCUCCCUCCCUUGGAUCGCUUCCAUAUCUACGCCGACGGUUCUGUCAAAGCAUAUUUCAUUGCGGGGACCGACAUUGGGAAGUUCACAAUGAGGGCAGUAGAGGAUCCUCGGACUCUCAACAAGACCCUGCAUUUCCAGCCCCGGACCAACCUCCUCAGCAUCAACGACCUUGCCCGCAUCUGGGAGUCCCAGCUCGGGCGCAGCCUUCCUCGAGUCACCAUCUCCGAGGACGAUCUACUCUCUGCAGCCAAAGAAAUGCGUAUCCCACAGAGCAUAGUAGCUGCCCUGACCCACGACAUCUUCAUCACAGGGUGCCAGGUUAACUACAACCUCGACAAGCCAACCGACGUAGAGGUCUGCUCCCUCUACCCUGAUGCGUCUUUCAGAAGCAUCGACGACUGCUUCAAAGAGUUUCAUGCCAAGAUUGAUGAUAGUAAGCAGACGAGCAAGCCGCCUCCACCAUCCAGUAACAGCAACAAGAACGGGAUCAUACUCGCCGGUUCCAAAACUGAAGCUGUUUUCAUCACAGCCUGAAGCUGUCCUCUGGAUCACUAUUCUAUUCUUAGACUGUCAGUAGUCAAUAAGAAAGACAAACAAAUGAGUUGCUUGGUUGAUCGUUCCUCUUUCCUUUUUUCCUUUCCCUAUUCUGGACUCUAAUUGCUGGAAACAUAUGUAUUCCCAGCAAUUCUGUCUGUGUCAUCGUUUCUUUAAACUUGGGAUGAUUGUUCUCUGCAUUUCUGAUAUGUGAUGUAGUCUUGUUGCAUGUGCGUAGAGAGUAUUGCCUACUUUUGUAAUCAUAAGCAAGAAAACAUUUGUUCUGUACUCAGACGACUAACUGUGAUUCCUGCUGUUUAGUAUUAUCAAAAGAAAGUUCCUGCUGUUUACGGUUCAAUCAACACCAAACCAGAGCAUAUCAACAAUUGAAUCAAAUCAGUUCAAGCCAAACUUAACUUGAUCCGGUUUGAAUUCCAUAAUUCCUCUUAAAAGUAAAGAAAAGGUAGACCAAACCAAACCAAUACCAUUCACAGACGAAAUUCUUUCUCCAUCCAAACCAGAUUUACCAUCUCCAUCCAAUUCUCUCUGUAAAGACAAAGUUAGAGAUAAUGACAUAUAUGUCGUCCAGUUCAUGAGCACGAUGCCAUCACUGUCCAAAUUUCUGAGAAUCAUCAUGAGCAAGUACCACAUAAUAUAUGCCCUUGAGAUUACAAAACCACCCACUUGCUUUCUUGCACAGAUUCGACUAGUUAGUAUUUACAACUUUAUACAAGGGAACAAAAAGCAACUGGAAACAAACACCUCACUUCACUUGUGGUCCAGUUACUUACCCCAGUUAGAGCAUCUUCUGAUACCGUCAACUAUGCACCAUUCAUGUAUCACCAGCAAAGACAAAAAGGGGCUGUUGACAAACAUGUUAGAAGAGACGCUAGACAUCGUACACUGGCAACCGCUCCUCGAUGGAAACCCUACAGAUUGGGCACUUCUUACACUUCUCACAGCAUGUGCUGCAUAGAAUCCGAUGCCUGCAUGGAAGCAGUACAACAUUGAUCUCGCCUUCAAAGCAAACCCUACACAAUACUUUCUCCUGAAAAGUAUUUCAAAACCAAAUCGUCAUUUACCGAUCCACCACAGGGUUUUCGCUAUUGUUAUCAGAAGGAAGAAGAACGAAGGAGCUUCAUAUUAGCCCUAAUGGAAACCAAACAUCAUCCCUUUCGGAUAACCCCCUAUUAGUGAGGAAAAAAGAAAGAAAAUUUACAUUUUGAAGCCUCUCAAACUC